Anopheles bellator is the source of this 1900-nucleotide messenger RNA. RefSeq lists its product as uncharacterized. The record is from RefSeq and is a predicted model, not a curated record. Gene Ontology annotation, molecular function: odorant binding. The coding region runs from base 883 to 1836 and encodes 317 amino acids. Gene Ontology annotation, biological process: sensory perception of smell. The transcript has 8 exons. Lineage: Eukaryota; Metazoa; Arthropoda; Insecta; Diptera; Culicidae.
AGAAAAGGCUCGUACACCAAACGAUUAGCUAUUCACAGGAUGUUGCUGAAACAUUUUCUACUGUGCGUUUUGUUGACUUGCUGCUCGAUGCAGGUGAAUACACAAUCACUCGAUAAAUGUGGCUUGAGCGAAUCGACAAAGCGGACGCUAUGUGCUGCAAGUGAGUAUGAUGAGAUUCCGGGCGUUGACAUGGAUGCAACGCUGAACUGCAUCCUUAAGACGACGGAAAUCGUCGACGGAACCGGAGCUGGAAAUUUCUACAGUUUGUUCGAUCCGAUGGCCGUUUUCGAAGAUGAAACCCGGAGGCUUAACUAUAAUCUUGAGACGUGCAUGACUCGGCGAUUGAAGUACACCCUGCCGGAACCUCAGCGUGCACAUGCGUUCUACAGGUGCAUGAUGGCAGGCGAGUCUCAGUACUCCUUCAAGAAGGUGUUUAAUGCCAGAGUUUGUAAUUGAAAGGGACAUGGCAGCGCCGUGACCGUAUCAACUGUUUAAAAAACAGUAAACUUCCAGUAAUGGCCUGUUGCAACUUAUUUUAUGAAUAUUUUACUGAUGUAGCGAUGACUUAUAACACUGCGAUAUUGAUUGAUCAAGAAUUGCAGCUCUAGAAUAAACAAUAUUCUCCUCAAGGAUUGCAGUGAAACAGUCCCUUCGUUCGUAAACAAUGUAAAUUAUUCAUCUUACUCUAGAAUAGUAUAAAACAUGGGCUCCGCAAUGCCGCAGAAGGGGAUCAGCGUACAAUAGUGUCGUGGUCAAGAAAGUGGUUUGCUUCAAAUUUUGUCUCUUUAGCAAGCAAUUAAAUUAAAUUCCCAAUAAAAAAUCGAAGACAGAUUGAAAACUAUAAAAAAGUUUUACACCUCAGUCUGAACAGCUUGAAACAAGAUGCAGUUGAAUAAACUGCUUCCAUGUUUUGGUUUAUUAAUGGUGUGCCUUCUGCAGGUGGAUGCCCAAAACCGGAAUAAUUGUGACAAUUUAAUGAGCGCUAAAACGAAGAAGAAACUAUGUGACGCCAAAAAGUACAAGCCCAUCAAGGGUGUUGAUAUGGACAAACUGUUGGACUGCGUGCUUAAGGCGGCAAAGAUCGUGGACGCAAGAGGAGCUGGAAAUUUUGAAAGCUUGUUCAAGCCAAUGUACCUCACCGAAGGGGAUGGUGCUAAGGUUAACAAGAACCUUGAAUCGUGCACGACUAAAGGGAUGACGCAGACGCUCCCGUUCCAGCAGCGUGCGCAUGCCUUCUAUAAGUGCAUCAUGAAUACGAGGUCCAAAAAAUCCUUCAAAAAGGUGUUUAAUAGCAGAGUGUUGGUGAUCGUAAUCGAGACCACAGACGAGUCGAAACUAUCGAGAAUCGGCCAAAACAUAAUUUUCAUACAAAAUAACAAAAUGAUAGGGUUUAAAGUAUUUUUGUCCUGCUUUAUGUUGUCGAUUGGGUUAGUUCAGAUUGAUGCAGCUCCGUCCGACAAGUGUAAAGCCGUGUUCAGCAGCCGAGUGAAAGAUUCGCUGUGCGGGGCGAAGGAGUAUAUGACCAUCCAGGGUGCAGAUAUGGACAAAAUGCUGGAUUGCGUCCUGAGGGCGGUCAAUAUUGUGGACAGCACAGGCGCAGGCAAUCUCAAAAGCUUGCUCGAACCGAUGAGGAAAAUUGAAGUGGACGGUUGGAAGCAUAAACUGAAUAUUGAAUCGUGCACGACGACAACGAUGACCAAAACGCUGCCGGAACCUCAGCGGGCGCACGCAUUCUACAAGUGCAUCAUGAAAACCAAAUCGAAGGAAACCUUCAAGAGGGAGUUUAAUACGAGAGUUUGUGGCCAUGGUACGGCUAUGCUCUACUUUACGCAGUAACUCUAAUGGGCAGAACAUAGUAUUAUAUUAUUGACAAAAACAAUAAACUUUUGAAGCAUGGAAA